CACAUAAACAUAAAGUGACUUCUAAUCUUGUAUAAGCUUAAGUGCAAUAUAAAAAAAAAAAAUAAAUAAAACAAAAAACGAAAGUUAACCUGUUUUCACUAUAAGGAAAGGGCAGGAUUUAUCAAGAGCUUAUUGAAGAACCACCAAGUAGGACUAACCAUGAGACUUAUGGCAUGCAACUGCUUGAAUGUUAGAAUUCAUAGUCUGGGGAAAGCUCAAGAUGUAACAGAUGUUGGAGACUUGCAACUAUCUGAAGAAGCUAAUAAUGAUCCAUUUUUUACCUACCAACUUCAAGAUGUGCAACUAGAUUUAGGUGGAGUAACUGUGUCACAAAAGCUUUUAUCUACUGUUCGAGAUGUAGAAAAGUGGAAAAUAACGUCUUGUGUUCAAUGUGAUAUGGAUGUUUGUGCCAGUCAUGAGAAUACGCCUGAUAGAGUUGUUAUCAAUGCUAACAUUGUGACUGAUCAUGACUGUGUAAAGCAAAAAAUGGAAAUGGAGAACUAUUCACCUUUAUUUAAACUACUGCUCCCGGAAAUUAAUGACAAUUUCAUUCAAAACAAUAAAGGAAUCGACUUUCAGAAAGGAAUUCUGGACCGCACUAUUGAUAGUGUCCAAAGUCAAGUUUCUAAAUUCUUAAAUUAUGAAUGCUGUUCAAUGAGGGAACGCAUCAGACUACAUGCCGAAAGAGAGCAGGCAACUUAUACUGAACUAUUACACAAGGUACGAAAAGAAAAGCAAGCUAUGGUUUACUUACUUCUGAUUUCAAAGAAAAUCGAUCCUACAUUAGAGCCAUCGACAGCUGAUUCGCCAUUAAACUCUCCUGAUGCAACUGUUAACAAAGAUAAUGUUACUGAAUCCUCUACUUCAACAGAUUCUGCAUUUGACCGAAGUGAAAUAUCUGAUACUUCUGAAGGGGAUAAGAACCAAAAGAAUCCUAGGACUCUUAGAAGGGCUGUUUCAAAUCCAGUUGGAUCAAGAAAUAAAGCAAAGAGGCAAUUAAGACAUGCACCUCGAAGUAUUGAUGUUGGUGGUGUUUUUGACAUGGAAGAAUUUGACGAUAAGGAGCUUGAAUAUGAUUCUGGAGAUUUCACUGAUGGUUCUGACAACAAUUCAGAUGAAGUUAUAAAUGAAAAAAGUCAGAUUUCAUUUCCUUCUUCUUUGCCAAUGUCCAUUCCAGCUUUUACUAAUCUGAAUCGUUACAUGGUUGCAGAAGAAGAUGAUGAACCGAUUCAACAUCUUACUGAUCCAGAGCAAAUUGCAGCUAGUUUUAGAGCAGUUGCUAACAGUGUUUGUGAUGGUACUGAGAUGUUUGGUGAACUACCAAGAAGACGCUUGAACACUGGAGAACUUCUGGCUUACAGGCCAUUUUAGAAAUUGGAUGAACCAAUAUCAGGACUCUGAUAUCUUUCAACUGGUGUAUGGGUUACAGAACUUUAUCAUGGAAGUUCUUUUUCUUGUUUUCAACUUUAACGAACUUGAUCCUGUUUGUGAAAUAAUGAGCACUGUCAAAAAGGCUCGAAUGUUUCCGUGUUAAAAUCAGAAUUGAUAUUUUCAUCUAAUGCUGUAAUAUUACCAGCAUUGUUCACCUGUUUCUGGAUGUAAAUCAUGAUGUUUCAUUACAUACUUAUACAUGUGGUAAAGGCUAUUGGAGUAAAAUAAUGUUUUGUAAUUUUUCUUUUAUGCAGCUGUAACGUUAAGCAUCUAUUGUUCUGAAUUGAUUUUCAAAAUAUUUGUUGACCCUUCAAGAUGCUUGUACAAGUAUACGUAACAUGUUCAUCUUUUGAUACAUCUUUUGAUGUGAAAUAUGUUUUGUGUGGAAAAUACUUGUUAAAAGUAUCUCAUAUUCAUUUCUAAUACUGUUAUUUGAGUGCUUUGUUAAAAAAUGAACUAUUUUGUAAAUUAAAAUUUUGAUUAUUAUUAACCAAAUGAAAUAAGUUGUUUAUGUUUGCAAUUUCAAAAUUUACCUAAAUGUUUUAUUUAAAAUUUUAGUGUAAUACUAAACCUUGUUAUCAAUAGCUUGUUUUGAUAUUAAAGCAGUUUUUCAACUCUCCCUAGAGCUGGUUCUUGGAGAAAAAAAUAAGUAAUGAAACAAGUUUAAGAAAUUUUAAUGCUGUUCAUGGAAUUUUUAAAUUAAAAAAAAAUUGCUGAAUUUUAUUUUUCAAUCUAUAGCAUCUGGUUUUUAAUUUGAAAUGUUUAUUGAUGAUUUUUUACACUUUAAAGUUUUAAUUUUUAGAAUAUCUUAAUAUUUGUGUCAUGUUGUGUUUGUUAUUCUUGCAUGUUUCUAAAGAGCUUAGUCAUAUUAUUUUUUAUUUUUCAUUGGAGUAUCACAGGAAAUGUACUUCAUUAAAAUUAUAUGUGAUAGAACAAUUUCGUAGUCUGUUUUAAUGAUGUGUCAAAAGUUGAUUCCAUUGCUCAUGGCUUUUAUAUGAAAUACAAGAUAAAGUUUUUACUAUUUGUUCGAAAUGUUCCAUCUUCCAAUUCAUUGAUAUAGUGUUCCAUUUAUAGAUUCUUUGAAAGAUUGGUUGUGUAAGCUGCAUUUUACUAUUUUAUUUACUCUUGUUAUUAGUUUAAUUAGAUAUUCAUUGCGGUUUCUUUAAAAGUCAAUAACACACUAGACUAGCAUAAAAUAAAUUUAAGCUAAGUAUAUUUGUUUUUGCAUUCAGCUAAUUAACUUAAAUACAUUUCAUAUCUGCAUUCUUUGCAGAAUAUUUUACCAAUAUCUCCGAUUUUGAAACUGAUUAAUGUAUUAAAGCUGAUAAUUUUAUACAACUACAAAUAAAUUUUACUUAAAAUAAAGCAAAUAAAAAUAGUCACAUAAUGUAAAUAAGAUACUUUUCUAUGGUUAAUAUGUAGUUAAUUUUCUAAUAUAAUUGGCUAGUUUUUUUGAACCAUUUCCAAAAAAAAAAAAAAAAAAACAAAGAAUCCCAUUCAAGAAGACUACACUAACACACACAUCUUUUAUGAUCAAUAGUUUUUACAAAAUAUGUUGUGCCUUUUUAAGAAGUUUCUAAAAUCUGUUGUCAAUAGGUACACGAACAAAGGUGAAAAACUAAAAUAGAUAUAAAAACUAAGUACAAAACAUUGUCAACUUCAUAAAAUUAGAUUGUACUGGCUUUCCAGAAAGUCAAUUUAAGCAUGAAGUUAAUUCAUUGAAACUUUAAUAAUGCUUACAGAUGUUUGUCUAUAAGAUCUGUAUGUGCACCACCAGAAACCUUGCACAGCUUAAUGCCCAUCCAUGUCCUUUUAUCACUCACUUUAGCGACUGUGGCAUAUGAUGUUGGAAAACUUUGCACAUACUUGCCUGCAGAGCAACAGUAUCCACAUACUGCUUCUUCUUGAUAGCUCAACGCCGGGUGUCAUAAGGCGAAGACUUCAAGGUAUCUAGGGAUAAAGUGCUGGUAAAUAAGUAUGUUCUAUCAAUUGGCCAAAGAAUGACUCAUUCUGGCUUUUACCUGGAAGUUACAUUGCAAUUCACAUGAGAAGUUUUAUUACUUUAUCAAUCAUUAGGAUGGAAACGUCAAAUCCAGAAUAUUACAAUUUUACACUCUUACAGACAUUUAGUUUACAUAAAAAUGAACUUUCUGGCAACCUUGAAUUGCAAAAAUUUCAGUAGGUGCAUAAUGCAAUUUUUAAUUAAUGCAUGCUCAUUUGAAAUUAAGUUUUAACUUUUUGGAGAAUGCAAAACAUAAGUUUUCAGAUUAUAGUUUUGCUAUGGCAUUUAUAACAGCAAACAUCUGUUACUUGAGGAGAUCUGGUAUAUCACAAUUUAAAGCUUAUAAAUCAUGUUUCAGUAUUUCAGUGAAUUGGAUUUUUAUUUCAUCUUAUCAACUAAAUUGUUUAAAAUUUGAUGUAAUUGCUUGAAUACUCUAGAUUGAGUAAAAGCUUUACAACAUUACAAUUUUGUGAAUAGACUUGUGAGAGACUGUUUUCCAGCCUCUUAUUUCCAACAAUAGUGUUUCGUAGCAGUUUUAAGGCAUUGUAGUCCCCUUUCUUCUAGACACAAAAUAUUGCACUAUAGAAACUCAAUAGUUAUUUGUUUUAAAUCUAAAAUAAUUUUUGUAGCCAUUGAAUUUCCAAAAUUUUCUGGGAUAUAUUCUUACAUUGUUUUUAGCAAAUGUGUUUUACUGCAAUUUUUCCCCUUUAUAAAGUAUUUAAAUACUAGUUUGUGCUAAGUUUGCUCAUAAAAUUGCGCUUAUGAAUUUAGUAAAUGUUUACAAUGUCAUUAAAGAUCUCAUUAUUUCUUAAUUUUUGAAAUUUUCUCUCUUUGUCUUAUAAGUAUUUCAGCAUAUUGAGUUGAAAAAGUUAUGUUUUACAAAAAUGGCAGACAAAGAGCUUCUAAAGUGCCAAGCCACUGAGAAAACCAGGAAAAUCAAAUUUUCACUAACCUAGAUAAGUCUUGUAAUUGGCAUAUUUGUCAGACAGAGAUUCAGAUACAAAAUGCCAAUCUUUUUUUAAAAAAUGAACGAAAAGUUUUACAAACUUUCAUGAAAAAUAAAAGGCACAAUCUGAUUAAAAGCUUCCACAGUCAAAUUUUAUAAACUCUAUCUUAAUUUAAUUUGCCGAACUAUCCUUCCCCCCCUUCUAAAAAAAAAUAUCUUCUUUUGGUGCUGCCUAAAACACUUUGCUCAAAAAACAUAAUGCUUUGAAUAGUUGUUCAUAUGGGAGGAAAGUGUGCUCUUUCUCUAAAAUACAUUGCUCUAUCGGACAAGUAAUUUUUUCUUAAAAUGAAUAUAAUGUGUGAAGUUUUCCUUUAAUUUUCAACAAAGCACCAUCAAACAAAGAAUAAAAUUAAAAUGUAGUUUUUGAUUUUUCAUGAUUUUUUUUUUUUUUUUUUUUUGUCCUUACUCUGUAUUUUAUAUGUAUGUGUGUGUGGCCUCUCUCUAAAAGAGUAUUUUUAUUCAUUAAAAUAGAUAAAAUAUCUAUUCCUGCAAUUCUUAAAAUGUGUUACAAAAUUAUUUUCUGAUAGAGCUGCUUUGAAGCAAAUAAUUAAGUAAUCUUUUCUAAUAUUUUUCAUCAGUAUUGAAGAAACGUUUCAAAACUGACUUGUGUAAACUGAGACAUUGUUUUGAUAGAUCAUAAACUUUAUUUUGUAACUGACAUAGUACUUUGUUUUUGCAGUAGGUUUUUUUUUUUUUUUUUUUUUUUUUUUUUUGCGUACAACUAAAAUUUGUACUGUUAAUUUUAAAAUCUGCCUAAUAGACGUCAGCUUAUUUUUUUUAUAAUUUUGUUUUUGAUUUUCUGAAGUUUGCAGCUUUUCUGUCUGUAUUUUCCUAAAAAUUUAGUAUUUUUAGAGUUAAUGUUCAAGUAAUAUUAACAGUUCAGCUUUUAAUUCAUUUUCAAAAAUGUGCUUCAUUCCACAAGUACAUUGAAAACCUUCAAACCUUAUCACAAUUAUUGCUAUAUGUGCCAUGUGUAUAAUCUUCCAAAUUAUCAUCCUUUGUGAUUGGCAGCUAUAGCAUGUUACUUACUUAUAUUUUAGUACAAGAAGCAAAAACUGGGAGUUUAUGUAUUUCUUAUAUGUAUUGAAGGUAUCAGGAGAAACUUUACUUUUUUUUGAAAAAAGGGUCAUGAGAAAGUCGGGUAAUUUUUAAAUUCAAAACCACUUGACUUCUUUUUAAAAGCAAGUUGUGUCAAGGAAAAUGGCAAUUUUACCUUUUGUAACCUUAUACAAACAAAAUAUACGUAAUUAAGGGUGUUUAGAAUAUUACUUAUGCUUGAAAUAUUUUUUUUUUCCUUUCAAAAAACAUUACUAAUGAUAUUCAUCUGUAAACUGGUAGUACAGGAUUAACUUAAGUGAUUCAUUGAGUUUCAAACCACUUUCUUUAUAAGUAUAUGACCUAUAAAUACUGGUGGAUAUAUGAAAGAUACUCCUUGCUUCUGGUACAUUGUACAACUAUUCAAUGUAUAUACCUUAGUUACCCGGUCCAUAACCCAAGGGUAAUCUAGUUCUAUUCUAAUGUUCAUCACAGCAGCAGUGAUGCAUUUCUGAGAGGUGCCGACCGGGGGGGGGGGGGGAAUCAUGGCACAAACUGCAACAUGAAAAUUUUCAAGGGAGUAUUUUUAGGGAUAAUUGUUCAUUUCUUUUGGGGUGCUCUAGGUUUUUUUUUUGGGGGGGGGGGGUUGCAUCGUUGCUCUUAGGUGCUCUGCAUUUGCAUGUAACAAAAUGUUUGGUUGAAGAGACUAACAGCUUUUUAUACCAUAGUAUUGUAUUGUUUUAGAUCAGCAAUAUUAUUGGUAAAGUUUUCAGUUACAUGAUGUGAUAACAUUACUUUGAAUUAUAUUUAAAAUCAGAAAAUGUGUAAUGCUUCAGUAAAAUUACAACUCUCUAAAGUAUUAUAAUUUUUUUUUUCCAUCCAAAUUGAAGACCUUGGUGCAAGAAGGGGGCAGCUUCUUUUUUAAACAAAAUUGAGGUAUUGCAAAAAUAAGUGUGAAAAUAUAAUUUUUAAAGAUUUUGUCUUUAUAUUCAACAUUAUCUUAGAAUAUGUCUCUAUAAAACUAACUUCAAUGGAAUUUUAAUUUAAUAAAAGGUGACCUACAUGAUUGUAAAUAAUUAAUAUCAAGCAAUGUAAAAUUGAGCAGAAUAGUGCAACCCUGCUCCUUUUAAAAUGUGAACUCAGAAACAAAUGUUUCUAUAUUUGCUUCAAGAGCAAAGCAUACAUUUGAACACAACAAGCUGUUUGUGUAUUUUUAUUCUACGCACUCUUGCAUUUAAUUAAAUGCUUGGGAAAUGUCUUACAUAAAAGUGUUCAUCUAUCACACAGUACAAAAAUUCAAAGCGGUACAACACUGCUUGAAUCAUCAUAUUCCUAUUUUUUUAAAGUACUCUAGAAUAUAUGCAUACAAAAUUAAGUAAUUUUAAUUCAAUUUUAAAGUAAGAUAAUUUUAUCAUUGUAAAAUUACUCUAAUGUAUUUAGCGCACAAAUGUAUUGCCAAAUAUUUUUUAAUACACAAGUAAAUCAUUUUGACCGAUGUUCUAAAAGUUUUGAUGAUACUUUGUACUUUAUUUUAAUGAAA
This is a messenger RNA of Uloborus diversus, 7014 nucleotides long. RefSeq lists its product as uncharacterized. NCBI's taxonomy places the organism in Eukaryota, Metazoa, Arthropoda, Arachnida, Araneae, Uloboridae. The record is from RefSeq and is a predicted model, not a curated record. The coding region runs from base 160 to 1371 and encodes 403 amino acids. The transcript is spliced from 12 exons. Gene Ontology annotation, biological process: negative regulation of protein kinase activity; negative regulation of TOR signaling; neurotrophin TRK receptor signaling pathway. Gene Ontology annotation, cellular component: cytoplasm.